This is a messenger RNA of Tupaia belangeri chinensis (Chinese tree shrew), 3032 nucleotides long. It is a transcript of the gene BMPER, whose product is annotated as BMP binding endothelial regulator. Lineage: Eukaryota; Metazoa; Chordata; Mammalia; Scandentia; Tupaiidae. Gene Ontology annotation, molecular function: protein binding. The record is from RefSeq and is a predicted model, not a curated record. Gene Ontology annotation, cellular component: extracellular region.
GUCCUGCUGCUGCUUGGCUGCGCCGGCGUCCCCAGGGCUCUGGCUUCCUCCUUCUUGACAGGCUCUGUUGCAAAAUGUGAAAAUGAAGGCGAAGUUCUCCAGAUCCCGUUUAUCACGGACAACCCGUGCAUAAUGUGUGUCUGCGUGAACAAGGAGGUGACCUGCAAGUGGGAGAAGUGUCCGGUGCUGUCUCAGGACUGUGCGCUGGCCGUCAAGCCGCGGGGAGCCUGCUGUGAGCACUGCAAAGGUUGCACGUAUGAAGGGGACAGCUACAACAGCUCCUCCAGCUGGCAGAGUCCGGCCCAGCCCUGCGUCCUGCUCCACUGCCAGGAAGGCGUCGUCACGGAGUCCGAGGUGCGCUGCGUGGUUCACUGUGACAACCCCUCGGAGCACCAGGGAGCGUGCUGCCCGACGUGUCCAGGCUGUGUGUUUGAGGGUGUGCAGUACCGCGAAGGAGAGGAGUUCCGGCCAGCGGGAAGUAGAUGCGUCCAGUGCUCCUGUGUGGGAGGCAGGACACAGUGUGUGAGAGAAGUCUGCCCCAUCCUCUCCUGUCCCCAGCAUCUCAGCCACACAGCCCCAGGACAGUGCUGCCCCAGAUGUCUGGGCCAGAGGAAGGUGUUCGACCUGCCUUCCGGGAGCUGCCUCUUCCGCAGCGACGUCUACGACAACGGGUCCUUGUUCCUCUACGACAACUGCACGGCGUGCACCUGCAGGGACUCCACCGUGGUCUGUAAGAAGAAAUGCGUCCACACUGGCGGCUGUGACAGCCGUGACGAGGGCUGCUGUGAAGAGUGCCUGCAGCGCCUCCCCUCGGAGCACGUGGGAGUGUGCAAGUUUGGCAACAAGAUUUUCCGGGACGGAGAGAUGUGGUCGGCCAUCAACUGCUCCGUGUGCGCGUGCGUGAGAGGCAGGACCGAGUGCCAGAGGAAGCAGUGCCUUCCCGUCAGCAGCUGCCCCCAGGGCAAAAUUCUCAACAGAAAAGGAUGCUGUCCUAUUUGCACCGAAAAGCCUGGCGUGUGCACGGUGUUCGGAGACCCCCACUACAACACUUUUGACGGACGGACAUUUAACUUUCAGGGGACGUGUCAGUACGUUUUGACGAAAGACUGCUCCUCCCCCGCCUCGCCCUUCCAGGUGCUGGUGAGGAACGACGCACGCCGCACGCGAGCCUUCGCGUGGACGCAGGCGGUGGAGCUACGGCUGGGCGCGGGCGGCACCGUGAGCCUGCGGCAGCACUUGGCUGUGCGCUGGAACGGCUCGCGGGCGCCCUGCCGCACGGCACACUUCCACAUCCGGCUGGACGGCUACCUCCUGAAAGUGACCACCCGAGAAGGUUUGGAAAUAUCCUGGGAUGGAGACAGUUUUGUGGAAGUCACGGCCGCCCCCCACCUCAGGGGCAAGCUCUGUGGCCUCUGUGGGAACUACAAUGGGCACAAACGGGACGACCUCCUCGGCGGGGACGGGAGCUUCAAGUUCGACGUGAAUGACUUCGCUGACUCCUGGAGGGUGGAGUCCAACGAGUUUUGCAGCAGGCCCCGGAGAAAACUCGCCCCCGAGCUGUGUCCGGGGACGGUGAGGGCCAAGCUCCGAGCCCACCGGGAGUGCCAGAGGCUCAAGUCCUGGGAGUUCCAGACCUGCCACUCGGCCGCGGACUACGCUCCUUUCUACCGGUCAUGCGUGACAGACAUGUGCGAGUGUCCGGCCCACAAGAGCUGCUACUGCGAGUCGUUUCUGGCCUACACCCGGGCCUGCCAGCGGGAGGGCGUCACGGUCCACUGGGAGCCGCAGCGGAGCUGCACAGCCACCCAGUGCAAGCACGGCGCCGUGUACGACACCUGUGGCCCCGGCUGUGUCAAGACGUGUGACAACUGGAAUGAGAUCGGGCCUUGCGGUAAGCCGUGUGUCGCCGGCUGCCACUGUCCCGCAGACCUGGUCCUGCACAGGGGAAGGUGCGUCAAGCCUGUCCUUUGUCCUCAGCGGUGACCUCUGGGCUUGGUCGUUAAGACUUGGAAACUGGGCAUCCCUGACCUCAAAGUGGAAGAGCCCGCGGAGACUGGCCUUGGUGCGCCCGAUUCUGCAAACACGCAGAGUAUACGUGUGUGCAUACAGAGGUGCAGAGGCAUGCCCGGACCGCUCACUUCUAGCUGUAGGGUUAUUAUAUGUAUACCUUUGCUAUCAGACGUGUAUUGUUUCCAGGACCCUAACCCGAAGCCGCUGGGUACUUUGUAUAAAUCCGCUGGCGUGUUCGUUUACUAGACGACCUGCAGACGUGCCGGGGCGCUUUGGCACCGCACACGUUUGUCACUGUCAAGGACAUCUUCUAAGAACCCUCGGUCGCCUGCCUGCACUGUUUCCAGCUGAGUCAGGACUGGUACCCGAGUGGGAGAUGUUCCCUGCAGAGGGCACCUUGACCCAGGGGCAUCGCAUGUCUCCAAAGGAAAGCUUGCAUACCCGAGAGACAGCGGGGCCCCGUGCCGCCCCGAUGGUGCGCGGGAAACCCAGGACAGCUGGGGACUUCCCGGGUCGCAGGCUGAUUUCAAAACCAGUUGGCUAGUUGCCAAGAAGUCCCUAUCUGUCGGUAGGGUGUGGCGAAGAAUCGCAUGCUGUCCCGCCACUCUGCGCACCCUGGCGUCUUCCACGUGUGUGUGCUGGCCGUGCCCGUGGCAGGUGGCGCACUGGGACCACGGGUGUCCGCGUGACAGGCUGAUUUCACUAAGAACCUGAAAGCGUUUGGAGAAACCGUUGCACAGCAGAUGAAACGCCCGAGUCUCUGCGUGGGGAGAUUGAAGAUGGGUCAUCCAGUGUGUCGAGCUAAGCCGUCUACACAGGUGACUGCUCCACCCAGCCGGGAACCCCCUCCGUUCCUGCCCAGUGCUCGCUGGAGCGAGCACACAGGGCUGUGGGUCAGCGUCGGUCAUUUCCCGGUGUUUCUGUCAGCGACCACGCGAUCUUCUCGACCUUUGUUUUCAGUUGAAUAAAUGUCAACAAAACGAAACCCACUGUGUCUAAAAAUAAAGUCUUCUGUGUUGUAG